AAGCUUUCAAUCCCUGGGAAGCUUAGAUACUGCAGAAAGGAGAUCUGGGACCUCGGGAAAGCGAUGGAAUAUUUCUCAAGUAUUUAGUGAAAUAACCACAGAAUCAGCUAUCAGGGAACUUUAAAGUUCAGUGGAAACAUUUUUCCAGGACAUUGCAUAUCCAGGAACAAUGGCGGCUACCAGCAGGAAGCUCAGGCAAGUCCUUAUUUUCUUUGUUCUACUGGGUUUCUGUCUGGAGGGUGUGGCGGAACCUAGGCGCUAUUCUGUGGUGGAGGAAACAGAGAGCAGGUCCUUUGUAACCAAUUUAGUAAAUGACCUGGGUCUGGGGCCCAGGGAACUGUCCAGACGAGGGGCUAGGGUCAUUUCCAGGGGGAACAAGCUACAUUUGCACCUGGAUCUGGAGACUGGGGACUUGUUUCUAAAUGAGAAAUUGGACCGGGAAGAUCUGUGUGGGCACUCGGAGCCUUGCGUGCUACGUUUCCAAGUGAUGCUAAACAGUCCCUUAGACAUUUUUCAAGCAGAGCUACAGGUAAUAGAUAUAAAUGACCACUCUCCAGUGUUCCCGGACAAGGACAUUGUGCUAAAAAUAUCAGAGGGCAGUCUUCCUGGGAUUACAUUUCCUCUGAAGAACGCUCAGGACAUGGAUGUGGGGCGAAAUAGUAUUGACAACUAUCUAAUCAGUUCCAACUCCUAUUUUCAUGUACUCACUCGUAAAAGCAGUGAUGGCAGGAAAUAUCCUCAGCUGGUGCUUGACAAAGCACUUGAUAGAGAGGAACAAGCUGAGCUCAGGUUAGUCCUCACAGCACAGGAUGGAGGUUCUCCACCUAGGUCUGGCACCGCUGAGGUCUACAUUGAGGUUGUUGACAUCAAUGAUAAUGUCCCACAAUUUGAGCAGCUUGUUUAUAGAGCACAAAUCCCUGAGGACAGUCCACUGGGCUUCCUGAUUGUUGCUGUCUCUGCUACAGAUAAAGACAUGGGGUCCAAUGGAGAGAUCUCCUAUUCACUUUUCCAGGCUUCAGAUGAAAUUAGCAAAAUCUUUUCUGUCCACGCCAGGACAGGAGAAAUUAGACUGAAAAAUCAACUUGAUUUUGAAAAAGCUCAGUCUUAUGAAGUCAAUGUGGAGGCAAAAGAUACUGGAAGCUUUUCUGGAAAAUGCACCCUCCUGGUGCAAGUCCUGGAUGUGAAUGACCAUGCUCCAGAGGUGACCAUGUCCGCACUUAUAAGCUUCAUUCCUGAGAAUGCUAAUGAGACGAUGGUUGCAGUUUUCAGUGUUUCAGAUCUAGAUUCAGGAGAAAAUGGGAAAACGAUUUGCACCAUUCAGGACGAUCUACCUUUCUUCCUAAAGUCUUCCGUGGAAAACUUUUACACCCUACUAACAGAGAAACCCUUGGACAGAGAGAGCAGAGACGAGUACAACAUCACCAUCACCGUCUCAGACAUGGGCACACCCAGGCUGAAAACGGAGCACAACAUAACAGUGCAGGUGUCCGACGUGAACGACAACGCCCCAGCCUUCAGCCAAACCUCCUACACCCUGUUGGUCCCAGAGAACAACAGCCCCGGCCUGCACAUAGGCACAGUGAGCGCCACAGACACAGACUCAGGCACCAAUGCCCAGAUCACCUACUCGCUGCUGCCGCCCCAGGAAGGCGACCAAGACCCGCAGCUGGCCCUCGCCUCGCUGCUGUCCAUCCACGCGGACAGCGGGCAGCUGUUCGCCCUGCGCGCGCUGGACUACGAGGCGCUGCGGGCCUUCGAGUUCCGCGUGGGCGCCGCCGACCGAGGCUCGCCCGCGCUCAGCAGCCAGGCGCUGGUGCGCGUGCUGGUGCUGGACGCCAACGACCACGCGCCCUUCGUGCUCUACCCGCCGCACAACGCGUCGACGCCCUGCACCGAGCUGCUGCCCAGGGCGGCCGAGCCCGGCUACCUGCUCACCAAGGUGGUGGCGGUGGACGGCGACUCGGGCCGCAACGCCUGGCUGUCCUUCCAGCUGCUGCAGGCCAGCGAGCCCGGGCUGUUCAGCGUGUGGGCGCACAAUGGCGAGGUGCGCACCGCCAGGCUGCUGAGCGAGCGCGACGCGCCCAGGCACAGGCUGCUCGUGCUGGUCCAGGACAAUGGCGAGCCGCCGCUGUCGGCCAGCGUCACGCUGCACGUGCUGCUGGUGGACGGCUUCUCGCAGCCCUACCUGCCAGUGGCCGAGGGCGCGCGCGACCCGGCGCCGCCCGACGCGCUCACUGUCUACCUGGUCAUCGCCCUGGCGUCCGUGUCUUCGCUCUUCCUCUUCUCUGUGCUCGUGUUGGUGGCGGUCAGGCUGUGCAGGAGGAGCGGGGCGUCCUCGCUGGGUGGCUGCUCUGUGUCCGAGGGCCACUUUUUGGGCCCUACUGUGGACCUCGGUGGUGCCGGGACCCUUUCCCAGAGCUAUCAUUAUGAGGUGUGCUUGAUGGGUGAUUCUGGUACAAAUGAAUUCAAGUUUCUGAAGCCAAUUUUGCCUAAUUUCCAGGGCCAUUCUCUUUGACCAGAAGUGGAAGUAGCAUGUGACUAGGUUCUAGUCAAGAAAAUAGAUGCAAAAAUGUUUCAGGCAACUCCUAAGACUUUGCUGUGCAGCUGUUGAGGGUGAACCCAAGACCUCCUGCAUGCUAGACAAAUACUGUGUCACUGAGGUACACCCUCAAUCCCCAAGUACACUUUGGAAAGAGAGAUGACUCACCUGCAAUGGGAUUUUAAAGCUUUGAACAGCUCUGUUCUCUUUGAAAUUUGUAUAGUUUGACUAGGACACAAACGUCCAUGCUGUAUACUAAUGAUGACGACAAUAGGCUACAAUAAUAGCCAGUAUAGAAUGAACCUAACAGACAGGGUCCCUGGUGACUCCAGUAUUAUCAUUUCAUCCCUGGAUUACCAACUUUUGAACAUUUCUACUUGUGAAAUAAAGAAAAAUCUGCAUUGUGCAAGAAAGCAUUAUUUUAGCUUUUGUGCUCUGUCAGUGAAAUCCAAUGCUUUAGGAAUAAAAUUUAACUAAAAUUACAUGUAAACAGAAAGAUAUGCAGAUAUUAAAUGUACAUCUUACUGUAACUUGUCUUUUGAUGCUUCUGAUUUGUGAUUUUUUAAUUAGUUUAAAAGCAUUGAGUGCUUCUUAUUAUCUUUUAAAACUUUUUCCAAAUUCUAAAGGAUUGGCAAUUAAUCUCUUUACAUAUGAAUAAACUGAGGCUUAGAACCAUCAAAUAACUUGAUAAUGAUUCCAAGGAAUAAAAAAAAUUUGAAAUAUGAUCUAAGUCUACUUGCAUCUAAUGUUCCAGUUCAUAACUGAUGUGAUAUACUGGCAGACAUCAACUGGGAACAUUAUUUUUCUAAGGAAAAAAAUGUAUAUUCGCCCUAUUCCAUGAAUAAAGCGGCCAUAUGGAAAUGUUAUCUUUAGCUUACAUUUUGUAUUUGUUUCUAUGAUAGUGACCACAUGGCUUUAGGUCAACAAGUGCUUAGAGAGCACUGACCUAAAUAAGUUGGGUCAUGCCUUACAACUGAUCUUCAUGAUGAAGAACUCAGCCUGAUAAUGUCAUUGUAUAUUCUCAGAAAAUCUCAUUGCAGAUGACUUUCCCUGAAUAGGGCAUUGAUUUGCCCUAUGGUUACAUUUCUUGAAAUUUGUUUGCUCUUCCUGUAGUCAUUUUCUGUCAACCGUGAAAUUAAAUAUACUAUACUGAUUUUAGAAUAUCAUGGGUUUAAAAGCAAUUGUUGUUCUAGUAUUAAUUCCAACUGUUAAUUAAUUUUAGGAAAAUAUAACCAAUGUUACAAGGGAAUUUUUAUAGCUAAUUAACUUAGAUAUUCUGGAAAAUCAUUAGGAUAUAACUGAUGGGCUCCAAUUGUUUUCUCUUAAGAUUAUUUUGCCAAAGAACUAUGUCUUUGACAAAAUUAUGCCAAAUAAUAUUCUCUUUUUGAAUAAUGCUGAACAAUGCACAUGGGAAUAAAUGUGUUUAUUCUGAAAUAAUGACUCAUCAUAGCUGAAUAAAGUAUUCCUCAGCAUUUUCAAUAACACCAUUGUUAUAUAAGGAACCCAAUUUUGCUCAUUCAGCUACUGGUGCAUGAUUAUCAAUGCUGAUGGUUAUGUGUUGGUUUUAUAUCACUGUCAAAACUACCACAGAUAGUUGCUUAAAGCAGUAAAAUGUGUUAAAGUUUUCAUAAAUCAUAGGUCUAACAUAUGUCUUUGGGAUAAAAUAUGGAGUUGGUAGAGCUAUAUUUUGUUCUGGUGACUCCAGAGAAGCCACAUUUUGACUUAUCCAUCUUCUAGAUGCUGCCACAUUACUUGGCUCUUGGUCCCUUCAUCAAUCUUCAAAGCCAGCGUGGGUUCUCUAGCCAUUUUGUAAUAGUCAUAUCUCCUUCAGGCUAGAGUCAGGAAAGUUUUGUCAUACUCAUAUAAUACAGGACAAUCCAUCUUUCAUAAGGUCCUUAAUUUAAUCAAGUCUUCAAAGAAAUUUCAUGCCAUGUAUAAGAUGCUGUAUCUGCAGAUUUUGUGGCAUCUUUGAAUGACCAUUAUUCUAUCUAGCAAACAUUGACUGUUGGGAAGAAAAUAAGCAAUACUGCUUGUGGUCAAAGGAAGGGACAUAAGUCUUUAUAACCAGAGCUUGGGCCUCACUGACUUGAUUCUAGAAUCCAAGUAAAUUAGCAAACUUCUCAAGCAAUUAACAAAAACACUGAAUGAAUUUUUAAAGAUAUCAGUAUAUGCAUGUGGCACAGGAGAUCAAUCUCAGAGCCUCAUGAUCUAAACACAUGAUCUACCACUGU
Molecule: messenger RNA, 4770 nt
Organism: Jaculus jaculus (lesser Egyptian jerboa)
Lineage: Eukaryota; Metazoa; Chordata; Mammalia; Rodentia; Dipodidae
Product: protocadherin beta-8-like
Exons: 1
Coding region: 170-2515 (781 amino acids)
Biological process (GO): homophilic cell-cell adhesion
Cellular component (GO): plasma membrane
Molecular function (GO): calcium ion binding
Source: RefSeq, a predicted model, not a curated record